AUGCGCUUCUCUCCGAAAGUUGCCACCGCUGCUUUGAUCGGCGGCUUUCUGGCGGGGGAAGCCCUGGCCGGUUGGAAUACCACCGCCAGCGAACGUAUCAGCGCCAGGGCUCGGGUCAAGAAACCGACUGCCUGCCCGGCAUCUUGUGCGAGCUAUGAUCCGUCCGACUGGUUUGUCUACCCGAGUGUCGACCGGGUGGCGCAGUGCAAUGAGACCAUGUUGCUGGACUUCAACAUCUUCAAUGCUCUGAACAACAGCCAAGCCCAUUCCACUAUACAUACCUGUACCGCCACAGACCUGGACCAGUUGACGGCGUCCGCGAGUAAUCAAACUGGGCAAGCCACGAAGACGGAUGUCACUUACCAGAUCGGUGCGUGGAAUGGAACUGCUGCAUUAUCCAAGAACCAAUACACGCAGACCCUUCUUGAGAACAUCCGCUCCUACCUCGCUGCGAAUACUCAGAAGUCUGAAAUCUUUGGUUACUCCAACCAGGCCUCAGCGGGCGUGUACAUCGGUGGCAGCCUUCAGGAGGUUGCCAACAUCGACUUCGCCCUGGAGCAGAUGAUCAGUUUCAGUCAAAGGACGACCUUUGACAGCAAUGUGCUCCAAUAUUGUGGAGCGGAUUCCAAUCACACCUUGGGUGUAGCUCUUGAUCUGAGCGGCGACAUUGCAGCUGUAAAACAAUACGUCCAAGCCUGGAGCAAUGCUGAAUGUGUGUCUGGGUUUGACAAGACCAUGUCUGCCACGACCUCUCUCUGGACCCGGGACAACGCGCCCACCAAUAUGGUUUCGACAACCAAUAACACCAUAUCCAGGCGCUCCUCUGGACAUUCCAGGUCUCACUCUGGUCACAGCCACAGCCACAGCCAUCAACGUCGGACCACUUGCUCGUACGUUGAGGUGGUCUCUGGGGAUUCCUGCUCCAGCUUGGUGACUGAGUGCGGGAUCACGGCAGCGGAAUUCUACGAGUACAAUCCCUCCUCGGACCUUUGUUCCACGCUCGCAGUCGGCCAGCACGUCUGCUGUUCUUCCGGCUCGCUCCCAGACUUUUCGCCCUCGGCGUAUUCAAACGGCACUUGUUAUACGUACGUCGUCGAGUCGGGAGACAGUUGCUCUGCACUGGCGGGUACGUACAGUCUGACUGUGGAUGAGAUCGAUUCCUACAACAAUGAGACCUGGGGCUGGUACGGGUGCGACGAUCUGCAGGCGGGCCAAGCUAUCUGCCUCUCCACGGGCACCCCCCCCUACCCAGUGGCCAUUGCCAAUGCCCAAUGUGGACCUCAGGUCCCAGGGACCAACUUUACUGGCACCGACGGACCUAAUGACUGGGCAGCUCUCAAUCCAUGUCCGCUCAACGCCUGUUGCGAUGUUUGGGGUCAGUGUGGCACCACCCCUCUCUAUUGUGACGACGCGCGGGCUUCAACCGGGGCACCGGGAACUGCGGCCAAAGGCUCGGACGGGUGUAUUUCCAACUGUGGAACAAGUAUCACAAACUGGGUGGAGUCUCCGUCGCAAUACGCCGUUGUCGGAUACUAUGAGGCCAGCGCUAUGAACCGAACCUGUUUGCGGAUGGACGCCUCUUCGAUCAACACAUCCAAAUACACCCAUGUCAACUUCGGUUUUGGAAACAUUGCCUCCGACUUCUCCAUUAACAUGGACGGAAUGGAGGAAGAGUACGAGCACUUCGUCGCUCUAGAAAAUGUAUACCGCAUCGUUUCCUUUGGUGGUUGGGACUUCUCCACGGAUGCUGACACGUACAUGAUCUUCCGAGAAGGUGUCGCAGCCGCCAACCGCGCUACCUUAGUGCAGAACGUCGUCGAUUUCGUCAUUGGCGAGGGCUUGGAUGGUGUCGACUUUGACUGGGAGUAUCCUGGAGAGCCUGACAUUCCCGGUAUUCCAGCUGGCAGCGAUGACGAAGGCGAGGAAUACCUUGAGUUCCUGACUAGCCUGCGGACCGCCAUGCCCGACGAUAUCAUCAUUUCGGUGACUGCCCCGUCCUCCUAUUGGUACCUAAAGGCCUUCCCAAUUCAGGAGAUUGCCGAGGUGGUGACCUAUAUCAACUACAUGACUUAUGAUAUGCAUGGAGUGUGGGAUCUGGGCAGUAAAUGGUCCCAAUGGGGCUGUACCGCUGGAGACUGCCUCUUCUCGCAUGUCAACAUGACGGAAACCAUGUGGGCACUGGCGAUGAUGACCAAGGCUGGUGUGGCCACUAACCAGGUCAUGGUGGGAGUGACCAGCUACGGUCGAUCCUUCCAAAUGACCACUCCGGGCUGUAUCUCAUCGUCCUGUACUUGGGAUGCUGCCGGGGCUGCCGGACCGUGCACUGUGACUGCUGGUUACAUCUCCAACGCAGAGCUGGAUGACAUCUUGGCUGACGACUCCACGGCACAGCUGUACUCCACCAACGUCACGGACAUUCUCGUCUACAAUGAGACGCAGUGGGUCGGCUACAUGACCAAUACAACCCGGGCUAGCCGCAAGGCCUACUAUGAGACCUGGAACUUUGCCGGCACAGCCGAAUGGGCCAUUGAUCUGGAGCCCAACGACGGGCAUUCCGAGGAUGGCGAGGGAGAAGGGGGGCAGACUCUCACAAUCGAUCCUGAGAUUUGGACCGAAGCCACUCCGGCCGUGACUUGCUCGCCGCCUUGUUACAUGAUCAUGCCACCUCUUCCCCUUGCCACGACGACCACGAUCGAUUUCCCGGACUUGGACACACAUGUGACAUGGAGAGCCACGGCUACCGAGACGACAACAUUCAGCGAUGGCAGUGUUCUGACAUACUCCUCGUUCGAGAGCUAUACUGUUCCCACGCGUGUGACGAUCUCUCCGGUCACGACCGAUUAUAUCAACGUGUGGAAUCAGCAGAUCACCUCGGGCCAGACCACUGUCCAUCAGACCAGCUCGGUUCAGCCUUCUCCAUUCGCUGUGACCUUCACCCCAACUGUUGGUGGAAAUACCACCGUGUUGGACGGCACCACCAGCACCAUUCCCGGGUUUACGUUUUCCUCGGGCAACUUGACCUAUGUCAGCACCUCGUGGAUAGGGAUCUUUGGAGGUACGACGUCCGUGAUUAAUGGAACCGUCCUGUCUCCAUCCACCACGACGAUAGUUCCUCACCCCUACCCGACUACGACGGGGAGCCCCGAUCCCGUACUGAACACUCGCGCCACAAAGGUGGAAACCGGGUCGUCUUCCGGGCCGACUUGCUCCUCGUCUAGUGAGCAUUGCGGUACUCAUUGUGCCGCAUUCUGUGUUGGAGGCUGUCCAUUGUGCCCUCCGGGCUUUGGCGAGGAUGUGUCUGGCGGUGGUGGCGGUGGUGGAGGCAGUGGAGGGGACGAUGGCGAUAGCGAAUCUUCCACAUCCACCAGCAGUGGCAGCGAAACCACUAUCACUGUCACCCUCGGAGGUGCUGCCACGACGGACUAUCCCGAAUUCGCCUUCCCAACCAGUGAUAGCAUCGCGAGCUUGGACUCCAUCUCGAGCCUCCUCAGCUCCAGGUGGCUGUCGAUGUAUGGCAGCGGAAGUGCCAGCGCUGGGGCCACCGCGACGAGUACCGGGGCCACCGCGACGGCCACUUCAACAAGUCCUCUGUGCGUGGCUGAGCAGGACCCGGACAGCGGCUCAGAUGGCACAUACUGCUCCUGCAGUGGGUCGGACCAGACAUUCCCCACAAUCACUGGAUCCAACCCCUGUGGCUACACCACCCUUCCCACCGCCACAGCCACGACCACCACUUCUGACGCGUAUCCGUACACCUUCACCGAUCCCUAUGGUGAUACAAUCGCCUGUGCCACGGAAGGCUUCGUGGCCGUCGAGGGCUCCUCAGUUGCAUACUGCAGCGGAUCGCGCAUCACCCUCUCCAUCAACCCCACUGGAAACCCCUACCCGUACACCUUCAGCGACGGAGCGGGCGAUGUCAUCGCCUGCGCCACGGAAGGCUUCGGGGAGGUCGACGGCGUAACCAUCUCCUAUUGCAGCGGAUCUAGCACCACCAUCUCCACCGCUCCCGCGGCCACCUCAACCGGGGCCUACCCCUGGGCACUGUGGGACUGGAUCGAAUACGAGGACGUCUGCACGGAGGCGAGCUGCAUCGGCGAAGAUGAGGGCGGGAUACUCGUAGCGAUGCUGAGCGAGCGCAAGGAGAUCUGCUCGAGCGAGUACCGGAACGUCGUCGAGAAUGCCGAGAACGGCAUGGGAAUCGACGGCCUGGUCAAAAGCAUGCGCUUCCCCGACGGCAUCUGCGGCGGCGGCGUGACAUACUGGUGCAACGAGACCUCGUCGGACUCGGGCAUCUGGGACUGUGCCGAUGCCAGUGGACGCAAUACCGGGCGGUGCGUCAAGUAUGAUUACACCCUGCUUACUAUCGAGGAGGAGAUAUGCCAUAAGUCCAGCGGCGAUAAUGCGUACAUUAUGAAGGCGAAUUGCACGGGGCCGUGGGAUUGUACGGUUGCCUGA
This is a messenger RNA of Aspergillus heteromorphus CBS 117.55, 4455 nucleotides long. RefSeq lists its product as uncharacterized. The transcript has 4 exons. Gene Ontology annotation, molecular function: hydrolase activity, hydrolyzing O-glycosyl compounds; chitin binding. Lineage: Eukaryota; Fungi; Ascomycota; Eurotiomycetes; Eurotiales; Aspergillaceae. The coding region runs from base 1 to 4455 and encodes 1484 amino acids. Gene Ontology annotation, biological process: carbohydrate metabolic process. The record is from RefSeq and is a predicted model, not a curated record.